Messenger RNA from Sardina pilchardus (European sardine), 5277 nucleotides. It is a transcript of the gene mkln1, whose product is annotated as muskelin 1, intracellular mediator containing kelch motifs. Gene Ontology annotation, molecular function: protein binding. Gene Ontology annotation, cellular component: cytoplasm. The coding region runs from base 19 to 2208 and encodes 729 amino acids. The record is from RefSeq and is a predicted model, not a curated record. The transcript has 18 exons. NCBI's taxonomy places the organism in Eukaryota, Metazoa, Chordata, Actinopteri, Clupeiformes, Clupeidae.
UGUUAUUUGUGCAACAAGAUGGCGGUGGCUUCUGAGAACAGAGUGCUUUCCUACAGUGUUUUUAAAUGGAGCUCUUACUCCUCUACAUACUUGCCAGAAAACAUCUUGGUGGAUAAGCCCAGUGACCAGUCUUCACGAUGGUCCUCUGAAAGCAACUACCCUCCACAGUACCUGACACUGAAGCUGGAGAGGCCGGCCAUCGUGCAGAGCAUCACCUUUGGGAAGUAUGAGAAGACUCACGUGUGCAACCUGAAGAAGUUCAAGGUGUUCGGCGGGAUGAGCGAGGAGAACAUGACCGAGCUUCUGUCCAGUGGCCUUAAGAAUGACUUCAACAAGGAGACGUUCACGCUCAAGCACAAGAUCGAGGAGCAGAUGUUUCCCUGCAGGUUCAUCAAAAUAGUGCCUCUUAUGUCAUGGGGACCAAGCUUCAACUUCAGCAUCUGGUACAUUGAGCUCCACGGCAUUGAGGACCCAGAUGUGGUGCAGCCCUGCCUUAACUGGUACAGCAAGUACAGGGAACAGGAGGCCAUCCGGCUGUGUCUGAAACAUUUCCGCCAGCACAACUACACGGAGGCGUUCGAGUCGUUGCAGAAGAAGACGCGCAUCGCGCUCGAACACCCCAUGCUCACGCAUCUGCACGAGCGGCUGGUGCAGCGCGGCGACUUCGACGCAUGCGAGGAGCUCAUCGACAAGGCCGUCAGAGAUGGUUUGUUCAACCAGUACAUCAGUCAGCAGGAGUAUAAGCCCCGCUGGAGUCAGAUCAUCCCCAAAUGCAACAAAGGUGAUGGAGAUGAUAACAGACCUGGCAUGAGGGGUGGCCAUCAGAUGGUUAUUGAUGUACAGACAGAGACGGUGUAUUUGUUUGGUGGCUGGGAUGGCACGCAGGACCUGGCAGAUUUCUGGGCGUACAGUGUUCAGGACAACCAGUGGGCAUGCCUCUCCAGAGACACAGAGAAAGAGGGUGGACCGAGCGCGCGCUCCUGCCACAAGAUGUGCAUCGACUCGCAGCGCCGGCAGAUCUACACGCUCGGCCGCUACCUGGACUCGUCCGUGCGCAACAGCAAGUCGCUCAAGAGCGACUUCUACUGCUACGACAUCGACAACAACGCCUGGACACUCCUCAGCGAGGACACGUCGGCCGACGGAGGACCCAAGCUGGUGUUUGACCACCAGAUGUGUAUGGACUCAGAGAAGCACAUGAUCUACACGUUCGGCGGCCGCAUCUUGACGUGUAACGGCAGCGUGGACGAUGGGCGCUCGUCCGAGCCGCAGUUCAGCGGCCUGUUUGCGUACCACUGCGCCACGGCAACCUGGAGCCUCCUGCGGGAGGACUCGUGCAACGCCGGGCCCGAGGACGUCCAGUCGCGCAUCGGACACUGCAUGCUCUUCCACACGAGGAAUCGUUGUCUGUACGUGUUCGGGGGCCAGCGGUCGAAGACGUAUCUGAAUGACUUCUUCAGCUACGAUGUCGACGCCGACCACGUGGAGAUCAUCUCCGACGGGACCAAGAAGGACUCAGGCAUGGUUCCCAUGACUGGCUUCACCCAGCGCGCCACCAUCGACCCCGAGCUGAAUGAGAUCCACGUGCUCUCUGGCCUCAGCAAGGACAAGGACAAGCGCGAGGAGAAUGUCCGCAACUCCUUCUGGAUCUACGACAUCGCCCGCAACAACUGGUCGUGUGUGUAUAAGAACGACCAGGCUGUGAAGGAGGCCCCCAGUAAGAGCCUACAGGAGGAGGAGCCGUGCCCACGCUUCGCCCAUCAGCUGGUCUACGACGAGCUGCACAAGGUGCAUUACCUGUUUGGGGGUAACCCAGGGAAGUCGUGCUCACCUAAGAUGCGCCUGGACGACUUCUGGUCGCUGAAGCUGUGCCGGCCUUCCAAGGAGUACCUGCUGCGUCACUGCAGAUACCUCAUCAGGAAGUACAGGUUUGAAGAGAAGGCACAGACUGAACCCUUGAGUGCUCUGAAGUACCUGCAGAAUGACCUCUCGCUCACUGUUGACCAUUCAGACCCCGACGAGACUAAAGAGUUCCAGCUGCUUCCUUCAGCCCUCUUCAAGUCCAGCUCAGAUUUCAUUCCACUGGGUUUCUCUGGUGUUGACCAGACCUACGCCCAGCGCACGCAGCUCUUCGACACGCUCGUCAACUUCUUCCCCGACAGCAUGGCCCCGCCCAAAGGCAACCUGGUCGACCUCAUCACGCUGUAGCCACGCCCACUCACGUGCUGACGGACAGCUGGCCCCCAUGUCAUCCGGCGAGGCCCCUGCGAGGCGACAGUUAGUUUGGUCUGGGGUGGACGAGCCUCACUGAGCGAGCGAGCGAGCGAGCGAGCGAGCGUGUGUGUGUGUGUGUGUGUGUGUGUGUGUAUGUGCGUGCAAGCGUUAAUCUGUUACUACAGUAUGUGAGCUACGUCUGUGAGUUGUGAGGGUGAAACCAUUUAGAGACGAGUGUGAGAGUGUUUGAGCCAGUAUGCCCAUGACAUCAUGAGCUUUCUGUUUGGGUGUGCGUGUGUGUGUGUGUGUGUCUCUGUCUGUUUGUCCGUCUGUCCGUCUGUCUGUCUGUCUGUCUUUUUGUUCACACAAGCCUGUGACACGGCUUAGAAUUUGAAAUGGGAAUGAUGCAACACGUAUGACAGUCAGCCCACAAGCGGAACUGUGUUGAUGCCGUCAAGUUCAGCUGAAGAAUUCACAUCGUUAACAGUCUGAAGAUUUUCCUUAUCAUGGGUUUCUAAUUCUUUAACUAUGAGCUGCACUGGAAGGACUGAGACUUCUAACUCUCGUUUGAUUUGUCACUUUUUGUUCCACACACAUUCACUGAGAUGCACACACAUACAUUCACAAACGUACAUGUAUGUGUGUACGGACACUCAUCACACAUACACUGCUGUUGGAAAGUGUAGAUCAUGUUGCUGUGUGUGUAUGACACUACAUCUGAGGUUUUGUGUCAAGCUGAGGGCUGGCCUACAUUUCCCAGAAUUCUUUGCUGGAAUUAAGUGAUGAUUCUUCUAAUGUAUGAAUUGGUACUGAAUUUGGGAUUUGAAUUUUGUAUGUUUCUUUUUUUCUUCUUCUUUUUUGUCCCUUCUACCAUUGGUAGUUGGUGGUUGCACAUGCACACACAACCUGGGGCUAACAUCUUUACCAAGAAGAACUGAUUUCCAGGCAAUGUUCUUAUGCACAUUUUGUGUGUGUGUGUGUCUGUGUACUAUAUGUGUGUGUGUGUGUGUGAGUGUGACUGUGUCUGUGUGUGUGUGAGAGAGACAGUGAUUGAGUCCGAAUGUUGAGGGCGUGGGGGUUGUAACACAGACACUAAACUUUUAAGAGUUAUUUGAGUGUGUGAAUUCAUGGGUGCUAACCAGGCCAACUUGACCAUAUGCACUUUCUCACAAGCUAAACAGAACAAAAGAAUCUCACAGUCUUCUAGCUAGUUGUCACUAGUGCGCUGAUGUUUUGGAGAGGUGUGUUUUUUCUUUUUUUUUUUUUUUUUUCAAGCAGGGUUUGGUGUGUAAGGGUGGAGUGCAAUUAACAGCUUUGAUUUGUAAGGGCUUUCUGUACAGAUCAUGAGCUGAAAGCUGUGUGUGUGUGUGUGUGUGUGUGUGUGUGUGUGUGUGUGUGUGUGUGUGUGUGUGUGUGUGUGUGUGUGUGUGUGUGUGUGUGUGUGUGUGUGUGUGUGUGUGUGUGUGUGUGUGUGUGUGUGUGUGUGUGUGUGUGUGUGUGUGUGUGUGUGUGUGUGUGUGUGUGUGUGUGUGUGUGUGUGUGUGUGUGUGUGUGUGUGUAGGGGGAGGAGGAGGAGAGAGGGAGAGUGCCCAUUAGAAAGUACAGUCUAUCAGCACUUCUCAUUAAUGAGAUAAAUAUGUUGUUCUGUUCCAGUUGUGUUUGUGUGUGUCUGUAAAGACAUUACAUUGGGGUCCCAGAGUAUGAUUCAGCAUGCUGGGGCCACCGUUCUUCCUCGGGACUGUGUGUGUGUGUGUGAGAGAGAGGUAGUGAGAACAAGAGACAGAAGGAUGACCCCUAUAAAGGUCAGCAUAUGGUCUCAAUAUUUCCUGGUUGUUUGUGUUUAUGUGAGAGGGCAACAGCUAGUGAUUGAUUGAGUGUGUGUGUUGUCCAUUGUCCAUGUUGCCUCUGUUAAACACUGACCCUGAUAUAAGGGUUGCUGAGGACUCUAGACCCUCAAUAGAGGGACAGUCCUUAUUUGACAUACAUCCCUUAUGUUGCCGUAUGGUGUGAGCUUUUCGGUCCAGACUGGUUGUAGGGGUGUGUCUUAUCUGUGUGUGCGUGUGUGUUUAUCUGUUCGGGAACUUUGUUCAUUUAUUUAUUGUUUUACCCCCUCUUCACUUUUGUCGGCUUCCCUUCUGUAUGAGAGUUCUCACAGUGCAGAAGUCGAGAGGAAGUGUGUGUGUGUGUGUGUGUGUGUGUGUGUGAGAAAGGCAGAGAGACAUGGCUGUGUUUGUUCUGGUGAGCUGGCUCAUUUUUCCCAUGAUGCUGUUGUCUUGAGUGUCCGUUUUAGUAGCAGUUCACGCUCAAGUCGGCCACUCUCUGAGCUGUGAUUGGCUCAAACACCCCAUGGUGUCAUAAUGCUCUCAGUAUUAUCUCUUAACAUGUGUCCAGUGUUUGUCCACGACUGCAUACUGUGUGUGUGUGUGUGAGUGUGUGUGAGAGAGAGAUUGUGUGUGUUUGUGAUACCAAGGUAUACUCAAUUAUCCCCCUGCUCUAAUUUAGUGAACAUGAAUCAUGGGUUAACUGACAUGUAAUUUUGGAAAUAAUGUGUUUGACUUUGACCGUAUUUAAAGAAAAAUAAGAAAGAAAAUGAUCGGAUUCAGGGCUUUUUCUGUGAUUGUUGCCAUAGUCACUAGAACUGGGUUUUAUUUUGUACCAUAUCACAAUUAAUCGAUAGGUAUUCAAAACCCAACUUAUAAUGUUAACAAUUUAAAAAAAAGAAAGCACCUUUUUUGUUGAACCAUAAUGCCAAAUAUAUUAACUUUUUGUUUGCUUCUUUCUCUGUGUGGAGGGCCUGAGUGAUUAUUUUUUUUAUUAUUAUUAUUAUUUUAUUAUUAUUAUCCUCCCCCUCCCCCCCCUUCUGUUUUGAUUCUCUUCAUCCCCCCCUCCCUUUCCUCCCCUCCUCCUUGGUGAAACGGGGUGGGUGAGGGGGGAUGGGAAGAGGGGGUUACUACACUGUGGCGCAGCUGAAUGUGUAGAAGCUCACUGUAGAAUUUGCAUUGUAUGUAAUGUACAUAACGUAAAAAUAAAGAUUGUAUUUUGUUCAGGUUUUUUCGUAAGAAA